Molecule: messenger RNA, 618 nt
Organism: Chlorella variabilis
Lineage: Eukaryota; Viridiplantae; Chlorophyta; Trebouxiophyceae; Chlorellales; Chlorellaceae
Product: expressed protein
Exons: 1
Coding region: 1-618 (205 amino acids)
Source: RefSeq, a predicted model, not a curated record
AUGCUGCUGCCCGCGCUGGCAGCCCUGGCCGAUGUAACCAAGCUGCAGCCUCUGACCUCCUCUAGCAGUUGCAGCAGCAAGGACUCCAGCACGGCUGCUGAUGGCACAGCAGCAGUUGAGCGAAGCGUCGAUGUAGAGGCGCUGACUGCACACGCAGGAUCGGCUGGCUCAAGCAGUGAAGCCAGCAAGCCUUCUGUGCUCUGGGCGGGUUUCUACUCCCAGACCAGCAAGCACUUGGCGCUGGGAGGCAGCAGCACCAGCGCUGACAUCGGCAGCAGGUGUCCGGCCAACGUCACUCUGUGCCCUGGCCCCGAUAGCACCGCCACCUUUGCAUCGGCAGUUGAGGCUGCCAGGAAAUGCUACUGGCGGCUGUUUCCACCCGAGGACAGCGACGCAGCAGUCUUCCCACUGGACCCGCAGGCACCGCAGCAGCAGCAGCAGUCGGUACAGGCAGAGCAGGGUGCUACGCGAGCGGGGGCCGAACCGGCUGAGGAUGUGGACUCGGAUGACGAAGUGGUGGCUGCACUGCAGGCGGCGAUGCAGCAGAUGGCUGGCAACGGGGGUGACGGUCCGCAGCAGAGUGUGGAGCAGCAUGCAGAUGUCAAUACGAAGGAAUAG